This is a messenger RNA of Contarinia nasturtii (swede midge), 2437 nucleotides long. Its product is annotated as N-acetylglucosamine-6-sulfatase-like. Gene Ontology annotation, biological process: glycosaminoglycan metabolic process. The record is from RefSeq and is a predicted model, not a curated record. The coding region runs from base 511 to 2079 and encodes 522 amino acids. NCBI's taxonomy places the organism in Eukaryota, Metazoa, Arthropoda, Insecta, Diptera, Cecidomyiidae. Gene Ontology annotation, molecular function: N-acetylglucosamine-6-sulfatase activity; glycosaminoglycan binding. The transcript has 10 exons.
CAAUAGCAUGAUAAGUCGACAACAACAAAAACAUACCAAAUAGAAUAACAGCAUAAAGAAUAGAGAAGAAAAGCGAAAAUGGAGGACGAGUGAGUGUGGGGGGAGAGAGUGUGUAAGAGAAACGGCAACAACAGCAGCACAAUGCACGAGCAAAUAUAUUAUAUACCAGCAACAACAAUAACACUAUAUAGAAUUAUAGAAUUUUUGACAUAUUAGUUUUAAGUGUUUGAGUGUCAUUUGAAAUGGACAUCACAGCACACAAACCGAAACUCUGUUGUUAUUUACUAUUAAGUGAUGCUCAUCACAUCGCACACUUUGCUCAGUAUUGUGUAUGUCAAUAAAGUAACUCACAUAUAAACGCUAACACAAAAUUAUGUGUAUAUUAUUUUCGAUUUUAUUUAUUUGUGGUAUUUAUUUCAAUUGAAACGUAUUGCGAUCAUCUUUUGGAUUGACACUUGGAUUUAGUUCAACAAAAGACAUUCAAGUGUGACAUUGUGUCGGAGAGAUAAAAUGGUCAAUUCUCGGCCGAUUUUUACGUGCAACCUUCUUUGGUUGCUGCUGUUUUUUCAUACCAAGGUCAUUGCGGCGAACAAACCAAAUAUCAUUGUUAUUUUGACGGACGACCAAGAUGUGGUACUCAAUGGAAUGACACCAAUGCAACGAACACAAAAACUACUGGCUGCCAAAGGAGCUACGUUUAUCAAUGCAUUUACAUCGUCGCCAAUAUGUUGUCCAGCCCGAGCGUCUCUGUUGACCGGAAAAUAUGCCCAUAAUCAUCAAACGAUAAAUAAUUCAAUGUCGGGCGGUUGCUACGGUGAACAAUGGAAAACACAUAACGAACAACGGACAUUCCCACUUUAUUUACAACAAAAUGGUUACAACACAUUUUAUGCCGGCAAAUACUUGAAUCAGUAUCACUCAAUUGACGUUCCGCCUGGCUACACUGACUGGCAUGGUCUGUAUGGCAAUUCGAAGUACUACAAUUACACGCUCAAUGAAAAUGGAGUAUCGAAGCUGUUUGGCGAUUUAGAACAGGAAUAUUUGACGGAUGUUUUGCGUUCUCGUUUGGAAAAGUUCCUAUCGCUUCAAUUGCCCGAUAAUCCGUUCUUAGCCGUUGUUGCGCCGCCAGCAGCACACAGUCCCUUCACGCCAGCCAAACGUCAUGAGUCAUUCUUUGUUAAUGUGACUGCAUUGCGAACGCCAAAUUUCAACGUGGUUUCGGAUGAAUUGUCAAAACAUUGGUUGGUACGAAUGCCACCAGCUCCAUUGACACCAGAUAUUAUUGCUACAAUUGACUCUUACUACCGUCAACGUUGGCAAACACUGUUAGCUGUCGAUGAGUUGAUUGAAAGUAUGAUUAACCAGUUGAGACGAUUGAAUUUGUACGACAAUACUUACAUUGUAUUUACAUCGGAUAAUGGCUAUCAUUUGGGUCAGUUCGCCAUGCCGUUUGAUAAACGACAACCAUAUGAAACCGAUAUUCGUGUACCGUUCAUUGUGACAGGUCCAGGGAUCAAGUCUAAACAUGUUGUUGAGCAUCCGAUUUCAUUGAUCGAUUUGGCACCAACUAUUUUAGAUUGGGCCGGCAUAGGGACACCAGACGAUAUCGAUGGAGAAUCAUUUGCUACGGUAGUCAAUUCGGAUAGCAAUGCCAUUGAUCAAGUGGACACAACCAGUGAGAUGAGUGACUAUGAGCCAAGUAGCACAGUUGAAUCACCAAAAUUUGAAAGACAACUUUUGAUUGAGUACUGGGGUGAAGGGUCGACAGAUACUUGGAACAAACUUUGCCCAUGGAACCGACGAGAUCGGUUGAAUGAAUGUACACUCGAUGCUGGUUGUCACUGUCAAGACUCUUGGAACAAUACCUAUGGAUGUGUCAGGCACAUUGCCCAUGAUUUGGAUAAAAUUUACUGCGAAUUCAUCGAUAGAGAGGGUUUUGUCGAAGCAUAUGAUUUGUUUGCUGAUCCAUUCCAAUUGAUCAACCUUGGAUUCGAUAUGUUACCAUCAGAGCGGUCAACAUACAGUCUUCAUUUGGACAAACUAAAACAAUGCGAGGGAAAAUCGUGUCAAAUAUUUUGAAUAUUAAAUAAUAAUCCACGAUCGAUCCUAUUGAACGUUACUUCUUCUCCUUUUUUAAUAUUUUAAAUAAUUUCAAGUCGGUUAGCAUGUUGAUAUGAUUAUAUCCCGUUCAAAAUUGAAUAAGAGUCGUUAUUUCAACAAUUUUUUUCCUCCGCACAAUAUAUCCCCUUAAUAAUAUUUUAAAAGCAGACAAAUAAGGGAAAUUGUCAAAUGAGAACCAAACCAUAUACCGUGUAUUGCUCAAAAAUAUCGUAAUUUACCAUUGCAAUCAUUUGAAAGCAUAUUUUCGAUUUUGAGCAAUGAUUAUUACUGUUAAGGAAACACACAAUAAAAGUUCAAAAAUUUAAAUCACCACAAA